GCUUUCAUGGCUGUGUGGAACGGUGGUGUCAAAGAUGACUUCCUCACCUCUGCACACAAAUACCCAGAGUACGAACUUUGGAUUGUUGGACAUUCACUCGGCGGGUCCAUGGCUGCACUGGCUGCCUCCUACAUUGAAAAGAUGAAGUUAUUCGAUGGAAAGAAGAUAAAGGUGGUAACCUUUGGACAACCCAGGACUGGUAACCGAGCAUUUGCAGAUAUUCAUGGGGAACAGAUUCCUUAUACCUUCCGUGUCACUCAUAAUCACGACGUCAUCCCUCAUCUCCCAUUGAAGAACAUGAAACAGUAUCACCAUCAUAAAUCAGAGGUUUGCCCAUACCUCAACCAGGUCUACCCAAAACUUUAUUACAUUGAAUGCGACGAAGAAGAAAGUCUCGGAUGCAGCGAUCGCUACAUCGACAAAUCAUUCAAUGAUCAUCAUCGAUAUUACAACGUCUACAUCUCCAGAUGGGGAGAAGCUGGUUGUGUUGGUAACCCUGCAGACCCUACAGGAGUUCCAUGA
Messenger RNA from Cylicostephanus goldi, 522 nucleotides. The record is from the annotation of a GenBank genome assembly. Lineage: Eukaryota; Metazoa; Nematoda; Chromadorea; Rhabditida; Strongylidae.